Messenger RNA from Camelina sativa (false flax), 1370 nucleotides. The record is from RefSeq and is a predicted model, not a curated record. NCBI's taxonomy places the organism in Eukaryota, Viridiplantae, Streptophyta, Magnoliopsida, Brassicales, Brassicaceae.
AACAAACGAAGAUUAUAAUAAAGUUUGAUUCAUCUCUGAUCAUGGAUGGUUUACCCGGAAAUUAUCACGUAGAUUCAUCUUCAACCAUGAAAAGUUUACCUUUGCAUCUCCUCGACGACAUUCUCUUCAGAUUGGAACCCAAAUCUAUUGCGAUGAUGCGAUGCACUGAUAGAUAUUUCAAGUCGCAUAUUUCCGAUGAUCCGAUGUUUGAAAUCGGAUACUUUUCUCGGGCCAUACCUAAUUUGCUUCAUAUUUACGGCAUAUACAUCACUUAUGUCUACUUCCAGCCUUUGGUCUCUCCAUGGGAUACCAUGUCAGAGGGAACUUUUAGGUAUGAAUCAAUGUAUGGACACCAUUGUUCCCUUUUCGGCUCAUCAUCCGGCCUUCUCCUACUAUACAUCAAUGGCCUCUUCGUCGCAAAUCCCCUCACAAAGAGGUUUCGGUUCUUGGAUCACUCUGGAUCAAUACUUUUGCCUAGAAUAGUGGGUGGUGCCAGUUUCAUGGAUCGUAAUGAUCGUAGAGCGAUGUGCGUCGGUUUCGUGGUAAAUCCAACAACUAAGAGGUUCAAGAUUGCCUGCAUACUUGAGAUGCAGAAGAGGUGUGGAUUCGAAAUCAGCGAUGGAGAUUCAUGGAGAUUAUCAAAAACGACCAUCAAUGAUGACUCAAAAAGUGAUCUCACAACAUGGAUGAAACCUGUUUACUUGCAUGGCACUCUACAUUGGUUUAGAAAUGACGGGAGCAUCAUGGCUUUCAAUCCCGAGACAGAGCAAGGACGCUUCAUUCCUUCAACUUUCCAUCGGGAAAAAUAUACGAAACUGUUAUUUGCGGCAGACGGUAAGACCAAUCGCCUAACCUUAAUAUCAGGGACAAAAGAAACAAUCUCAUUUUACACACUCCUCGGGAAGCCUAAAUGGACCCUUGCCAGGCGGAUCAAGAACGUAUCUAUGGAAGACAAUAGGGUUUCAAACUGGAAACUGGUUACAUACGACGGCACGCGUCUUGUAGUGAGGGUGUAUAUGAAAUAUGCUAUCGGAGCUUUGGUUCAUGUGUACGACAUGGAAGCUGACAGUUGGAGAGUUUUAGGGUCGGCCACAAAAUGGGAAUCCGACAGCGUCUGGAAUUCCUAUAUGUUUACGCCCUCCUUCUUCUCUGUCGAGGAGGACGCGCAUAAUUAUAAGGCGAUUGUAGCGUCUAAAGAAGAUGACCCACGCAUCUAUUAUCUAAGAGCAGUUAUGGGAAUCAAGUAAACUAUUUCAUGUUUCACUUAUUUUGGGUCAAUAAAAUAUUAAUACAUAAAGUUUCCUUGAUAUAUAAGAGAAUGUUUGUUUCUCAUAUGCUUUUUUCUAAUGGUUUCAUUUAUUUUGGGUAAA